AUGGCCUCUAUUGAGUCCCUUCUCAACCCGGUUCCCCCAGUACCGGUCAGAAGGCGCCAGCAAGAACAACCGCAACAACGACCCAACACUCUCCCGCCCGAUACCAGUGGCAGACGACCGUCUCGCAUCCCCAAGGACGCCCCGGUAUUCAACCCCGGUGAAGCCAGAGGCGAGCUUCGGUAUCCGCCAUGUGAAGAGCGAGACGAGUUUCUCGCUAGCCAGCAUACUUUGUUUGACAUCCAUCCGCCUGUCGGCCAUAUCGCCGACUAUCCUCGACACAUUCCUUAUAGUAGUGAGAAGAAGGCUUUCUUGGAAAAGACCGGGAGGGAGAGCUUUGAAGUCUUCCAAUACACGUUCAAGAUACCCAACACGGAGAAGACUUGGACGGUCAUGUGGGAUUACAAUAUCGGUCUUGUUCGGACGACUCAUCUGUUCAAGUGCAAUGGGUACUCCAAGACAACUCCGGCCAAAAUGCUCAAUGCCAACCCCGGCCUUCGUGAGAUCUGCCAUAGUAUCACGGGCGGAGCUCUUGCAGCACAAGGUUACUGGAUGCCUUACGACGCCGCCCGAGCGGUCUCUGCUACCUUUUGCUGGAGCAUACGGUUCGCAUUGACACCGCUGUUUGGGAAGGAUUUCCCAGACAUCUGUAAACCUCCCGGAAGCCCCGAGUAUGGGAAAAUGAUUGUCAAACCGGAAAUCGUCCAGCAAUCGACCAGCACGGCAAACCUGUACCGGAACCAGGAACUGGAGUCGAAGACGAACUCUCAGCGGCAGCAUCAAGGACAGAGAGUGCUAAUGGAUGUAUCUCCAUCCAGGCGAGACGGUAUCAGCAAUGCCACAGCACACACGCUUUCAAAAGGAGAGGACCGUUCUCUUUCUACUACUACUACGUCCGAUAACUCAUGGACACCAGUCAACUCAUUGUCUCCCGAACGCACAAAACCAGUACGGCGUUCUGAGAAAAGGACAAACACGACCGGAAUGCUGCCACCGGUUGAAGAAAUGUUCCGUGCCCAUCAUAAAAAAGUGACCCGUUCCUCGCAAGCAAAUCCACUGAAAAGACGUCUGAACGAGAACAGUACCGAGAAUGCCGCAGUAGAAUCAUCAUCAUCUGCUGCUGCUGGAAAAUCUCGCAGGGAGGCACGCUCGGCCAGGAGGUCAUAUCCUUAUGACGAGUCUUCAGCCGAGGACGAACAGGAUUCGGACGACGACAUCAAUCUGAAUCUUACGACGGACGAUAACGAUUCCACCUCCUCGGAUUCCGAUGCAGACCUUGAUCUCAUCUCCGACUUGUCCAUGAUGACUUCAUCCGAGAGCGACGAUGGAGAGAAUGACGACCCUGAGCGUCGUAGUCGUCGUCGCCGUCACCAUGGCCAUUCAAAGCCGCAACAGAGGAAGAACAACAAGAAUCAACAUGAUGACAGUACCUUGUCCUCCACGACAUCUCUGCAACCACCGCAAUCAACACUACUCUCUAAACAACAACACCAUCCGCGCGACCGCGAAGCUGCUGAGACGCUGCUGACGCUUUCGUCCCGAUCUGGCUCGUCGAGCGUCGAGGAGCGGCCCGCGAACAACAGCACGAAACAGACGACGGAUGGAGCUGCUACUAAUAACACUGCUGCGUCCAAGGAACACGCUAUCAAACGACUGUGUCGAGUGAGUUUCUGA
Talaromyces rugulosus is the source of this 1671-nucleotide messenger RNA. RefSeq lists its product as uncharacterized. NCBI's taxonomy places the organism in Eukaryota, Fungi, Ascomycota, Eurotiomycetes, Eurotiales, Trichocomaceae. The transcript has 4 exons. Bases 1 to 1671 code for a protein of 556 amino acids. Gene Ontology annotation, molecular function: DNA binding. The record is from RefSeq and is a predicted model, not a curated record.